GCAGUCUGACCAGCCAUGGCUCAAGCAGCUAAGCAGCUGAAGAAAAUCAAAGAUAUUGAGGCUCAGGCUCUGCAGGAGCAGAAGGAGAAGGAAGAAUCCAAUCGCAAGCGCAGGAACCGCUCCCGGGACCGGAAGAAAAAGGCCGAUGCUGCAACCAGUUUCUUGAGAGCUGCGAGAUCUGGAAAUCUGGACAAAGCCUUGGAUCACCUCAGGAAUGGGGUAGAUAUUAACACCUGUAACCAGAAUGGCCUGAACGCCUUGCACCUGGCCUCCAAGGAGGGCCAUGUGAAAAUGGUGGUGGAGCUGCUGCACAAGGAGAUCGUUUUGGAGACAACGACCAAGAAGGGAAACACAGCCCUGCACAUUGCUGCCUUGGCUGGACAACAGGAUGUGGUCCGGGAGCUGGUGAACUAUGGGGCCAACGUCAAUGCACAGUCCCAGAAAGGCUUCACACCUCUCUACAUGGCAGCUCAGGAGAAUCACCUGGAAGUUGUGAAGUUCUUGCUGGAAAAUGGAGCCAACCAGAAUGUAGCCACAGAGGACGGCUUCACUCCACUUGCUGUGGCUCUCCAGCAAGGACAUGAGAAUGUGGUUGCUCACCUUAUCAACUAUGGGACAAGGGGUAAGGUCCGUCUGCCUGCCCUGCACAUUGCAGCCCGCAAUGACGACACUCGCACAGCUGCUGUGCUGCUGCAGAAUGACCCCAAUGCUGAUGUCCUCUCCAAGACUGGAUUCACCCCUUUGCACAUUGCAGCCCACUAUGAGAAUCUGAGUGUGGCCCAAUUACUGCUGAACCGUGGAGCCAGUGUCAACUUCACACCCCAGAAUGGGAUCACUCCCCUGCACAUAGCUUCCCGCCGGGGCAACAUCAUCAUGGUACGGCUGCUGCUGGACCGCGGGGCCCAGAUAGAGACAAGGACCAAGGAUGAGCUGACCCCUCUCCACUGUGCAGCACGCAAUGGACAUGUGAGAAUUGCAGAGAUCCUUCUGGACCAUGGGGCUCCCAUUCAAGCCAAAACCAAGAAUGGCUUGUCGCCAAUCCACAUGGCAGCACAGGGCGACCACCUGGACUGCGUCCGCCUGCUCCUGCAGUACAGCGCCGAGAUCGACGACAUCACCCUGGACCACCUGACACCACUGCAUGUGGCUGCACACUGUGGGCAUCACCGGGUGGCCAAGCUGCUGGUGGAGAAGGGGGCCAAGCCCAACUCCCGAGCCCUGAAUGGUUUCACGCCCCUCCAUAUUGCCUGCAAGAAGAACCACAUCCGCGUGAUGGAGCUGCUGCUGAAGACAGGUGCCUCCAUUGAUGCUGUCACAGAGUCUGGCCUGACCCCCCUGCAUGUGGCUGCCUUCAUGGGACACCUGCCCAUUGUCAAGACUCUGCUGCAGCGUGGAGCCUCUCCUAAUGUGUCCAAUGUGAAAGUAGAGACUCCCCUACACAUGGCAGCCAGAGCUGGGCACACAGAUGUGGCGAAGUACCUGCUGCAGAACAAAGCCAAAGCUAAUGCUAAGGCCAAGGACGACCAGACUCCUCUGCACUGUGCUGCACGCAUUGGCCACACCGGCAUGGUCAAACUCCUUUUGGAGAACAGCGCCAACCCCAACCUGGCCACUACAGCAGGGCACACACCCCUGCACAUCACUGCCAGAGAGGGGCACAUGGACACAGCCCUGGCCCUACUGGAGAAGGGAGCCUCACAGACCUGCAUGACCAAGAAAGGAUUUACCCCUCUCCACGUUGCAGCCAAGUAUGGAAAGGUGGAUGUGGCAGAGUUGCUGUUGGCACAUGAGGCUCACCCCAAUGCAGCAGGGAAGAAUGGCCUGACUCCAUUGCAUGUGGCUGUGCACCACAACAACCUGGAGAUUGUCAAGUUGCUGCUUCCCAAGGGGAGCUCCCCACACAACUCAGCUUGGAAUGGGUACACGCCCCUCCACAUUGCUGCCAAGCAGAACCAGAUGGAAGUGGCCAGCAGCCUGCUGCAAUAUGGGGCUUCUGCAAAUGCUGAGUCUAUGCAGGGAGUCACUCCUCUGCACCUGGCUUCCCAGGAGGGGCAUGCAGACAUGGUGGCACUGCUUUUCUCCAAACAAGCCAAUGGCAACCUAGGCAACAAGAGUGGCCUGACUCCUCUCCAUCUUGUGGCCCAAGAGGGGCAUGUGCUGGUUGCUGAUGUUCUGGUGAAACAUGGAGUCACCGUGGAUGCAAUGACCAGGAUGGGCUAUACCCCACUGCAUGUGGCCAGCCAUUAUGGGAACAUCAAGCUGGUGAAGUUUUUGCUGCAGCACCAAGCAGAUGUCAAUGCCAAGACUAAGCUGGGCUACACGCCCCUGCACCAAGCAGCACAGCAGGGCCACACAGACGUGGUGACACUGCUGCUGAAACACGGCGCGUCUCCCAACGAGAUCAGCACAAAUGGCACCACUCCCCUGGCCAUCGCAAAGCGGCUCGGCUACAUUUCAGUCACAGACGUGCUCAAGAUUGUCACAGAGGAAAGAGACAUCCCGUCAGUUGGUGACAAGUACCGCAUGAGCUUCCCAGAGACUGUAGAUGAGAUUCUGGACGUAUCAGAGGAUGAAGGCACUGCUCAUGUCACAGUAAUGGAGGAAGAGCUGAUUGCACCAAAGCCCAAGACACCUGAACUCAGAGACCAGGGAGGCAAAAGGGAGAUACUGGAGUUCAUGACCACGACACUGGAGCAAACGGUGGAGUCUCCAGGUGUCCUGCAGGUCCCCUGCAUCCCACCUGAAACUGUGGUGACCAGAGCUGAGGAGACUGAGCAGCCCUCCAAAGAGUUUGACGAGGACUCGCUGAUCCCCAGCAGCCCUGCCACUGAGACCUCAGAUAACAUCAGCCCAGUGGCCAGCCCCGUGCACACAGGGUUCCUGGUGAGCUUCAUGGUGGAUGCUCGUGGUGGCUCCAUGCGGGGCAGCCGGCACCAUGGUCUGCGCGUGGUCAUCCCACCCCGUGCCUGUGCUGCACCCACCCGCAUCACCUGCCGCCUGGUGAAGCCCCAAAAGCUACCUGCACCCCCACCACUGGCUGAGGAGGAAGGUCUGGGCAGUCGGAUCAUUGCUCUGGGGCCUGCUGGUGCCCAGUUCCUCAGCCCUGUCAUUGUGGAGAUUCCACACUUUGCCUCGUACGGACGUGGAGACCGCGAGCUGGUAGUGCUGCGCAGUGAGAAUGGCUCUGUGUGGAAGGAGCACCGCAACCGCUACGAGGAGAGCUACAUGGACCAGCUGCUCAAUGGCAUGGACGAGGAGCUGGAGAGCCAGGAGGAGCUAGAUAAGAAGAGGGUCUGCCGCAUCAUCACCACUGACUUCCCUCUCUACUUUGUGGUCAUGUCCCGGAUUUGCCAGGACUGCGAUAUGAUUGGCCCUGAGGGAGGGUGUUUGAAAAGCACACUGGUGCCCAUGGUACAGGCCACCUUCCCAGACACUGCUGUCACCAAAAGAGUGAGGCUGGCCCUGCAGGCACAGCCUGUGCCCGAUGAGUUGGUGACUAAGCUUCUGGGGAACCAAGCGACCUUCAGUCCCAUUGUCACAGUAGAGCCACGACGGAGGAAGUUCCACCGCCCCAUCGGCCUCCGUAUCCCACUGCCACCGUCCUGGAAGGACAACCCCCGAGACAGUGGUGAGGGUGACACCACCAGCCUGCGUCUGCUCUGCAGUGUGAUCGGAGGGACAGCCCAAGCCCAGUGGGAAGACAUAACAGGCACCACAAAGCUGGUCUAUGAAAAUGAGUGUGCAAAUUUUACCACCAAUGUGUCUGCCAGGUUCUGGCUGGCUGACUGCCCACGCACAGCUGAGGCUGUGCACUUUGCCACCAUGCUGUACAAGGAGCUGACAGCUGUGCCCUACAUGGCCAAAUUCGUGGUAUUUGCCAAGAUGAAUGAUGCACGAGAAGGCCGGCUGCGCUGCUACUGCAUGACUGAUGACAAGGUUGACAAGACUUUAGAGCAGCAUGAGAACUUCACUGAGGUGGCCCGCAGCAGGGACAUUGAGGUGGUGGAAGGAAUGCCUUUGCACGUCGAACUCUCAGGGAACCUGGUGCCUGUCAAGAAGGCCGCUCAGCCCCGCACCUUCCUCUUCCAGUCCUUCCGGGAGAAUCGUCUUGUCAUCCCCAUCAAGGUCCGGGACAGCAGCCGGGAAGCCAGUGGCUCCCUGUCUUUCUUGCGCAAGGCCAUGAAAUACGAGGACCUCCAGCAUGUGCUCUGCCACCUGAACAUCAGCAUCCCACCCUGCACCAAGGGAAGCGGCAGUGAGGAGCGGAGGAGGACACUGACACCGUUGUCUCUGCGGGAGCGAUACAGCAUUCUAAGUGAGACCAGUUUUGGCUCUCUGAGCAGCACAGACAAGGCAGACCAGAAGAUGGUUGACAUAGCAGAACAGCUGGGCCUCAGCUGGGCCGAGCUGGCACGUGAGCUGCAGUUUGGGGUGGAUGACAUCAACAGAAUACGUGUGGAGAACCCCAACUCCCUUCUGGAGCAGAGCAUAGCCUUACUCAACCUCUGGGCCAGCCGCGAGGGCAAGAAUGUCAAGAUAGAGAACCUGUACACGGCACUGAGGAACAUCGACCGUGGUGAGAUUGUCAACAUGCUGGAGGGCUCUGGUCGGCAGAGCCGCAGCCUGAAGGGAAGCUGGCGCUACACGGACAGAGACUACUCCCUCUCACCAUCCCAGAUGAAUGGUUACGCUUCACUGCAGGACGAGCUGCUGUCCCCUGCCUCCCUGCAUUACACACUGCCAUCCCCGCUGCGUGCCGACCAGUACUGGAAUGAGGUGGCCAUCAUGGAUGCUAUCCCCAUGGCUGCCACUGAGCAGGAUGCCCUGAUGGAGAUGUCCGACAUGCAGGUGUGGUCCUCGGGACUCACCCCCUCGCUGGUGACUGCUGAGGACUCCUCUCUGGAGUGCAGCAAGGCUGAGGACUCGGAUGCCACAAGCGAAGGCCGGUUCCCAGGGCAACUUCUAGCAGAUGCUCAUGGCCCAGACCACAUGGGCUCUAUGGAUCUGGUUGAGGAUGACACAGUGGACUCAGAUGCCAUGAAUGGCCUGAUUGACCUUCUAGAGCAGGAGGAGGGGCAAAGGCCAGAGGGGAAGAUGCCAUCUGGUGAUCAUCAACCAGGGACUGGGGAGCAGGACCCGGAGAGUGAAGUCUCUUUUGUUUCAGUUCAGCAGAAGGUGCAAGCCAGGAUCAUGACAUCACCUACCUUUAGCCAUGCUGUGGAGAAGAGUGCAGACAGGCUGAGGGACUGGAAUGCAGAAGGCUCCUUUAUCUCCUGCCUACAGGACCUGACAGCGGGCUCCUGGCAGGAGGGAGUCACCCGAAGGCUGCUCCCAACGCACACCACAGCCUCUGGGGCACAGGGCCAGGAGCAAGAGCAGGUCCUGAUGCCAGCCACGGAGCUGAUGCGGAUCAGCUCUGCAGAGGACAGCGACUGGCAGCCUCAGCACCCCACAGGCGGCUGGCAGGAGGAGGCCGACAGCCGCUUCUUUGGGCAGGGGAAUGAAGCCCUUCAUCUCCCUGGAGAGCAGGUCACUGAGGAGCAGUUCACAGAUGAUCAAGGCAAUAUCAUCACCAAGAAGAUUAUCCGGAAGGUGGUGCGUCAGCUGGGCCCUGGUGACACGGGUGACAGGCAGGAACAGGAGGAGCUGAUUCUGGAGGGCUCCCUGCAGGAGCCCCAAGACCUGGAGGCUGAGGAUGAUCACUUCAUGCGGCUUCCUCAGGAGGAGGUGCGAGUGCGUGUCCCGAAACCAGAGGUCUCUGGGGGCAGGAUGGGGGCUCAGAUAGUGAAACGAGCCAGCCUGAAAAGGGGGAAGCAGUGACCCCUCAAAUGGCCUCUUUUGAGGAUCGCACCUCAACACCAAACCACUGAACUUCACACACGUUCUGACACAUACCUGAGAAGAGGGGCGAGGAAAGCAGAGAGUGGAGGGGAGCAGAGCUGGCUGUACAUGUUUCUAUAGGCUAAUGGCAUGAUUUCUGUAUGAGACAUACUUACCGUCCUAUCCGCAUGACUGACUGACUGCAAGACGCAUGAGCUACAGUACUUAAAACUGAUGAGGGGCCUCCAUCCCUGCCCCGCUGCUGCCAGGAGCCCAGAGACAGCACCACACACCACAGGGAUGUGCUCUCAGCUCCUUUGGGAGGCAAGAGCUGGAGUAGAAGAGAAUGAAAGGGAAAGAGAUUCCACCUCCGUGUGAUUGCGUGUGUAGAUGCAUCCCCACGUCUGUGCUCCAGCUGCAAGAGGAAAGCUGGGAUAGCAUGGCGCGGCUCAGCACGGAAGGAGAGGUGCUUGCCCCCCCAGCAAAUGCCUGUGCUGCCUCUGCUGGACUUGCUUCUCAUCCCUCCCUGUGAGUGUUGGGUUUUGGGGAGGGCAGCAGUGGCCAGAGGGUGCAAGGGGAGGCUGCAGGGAGCACAGCUGCACUGGGCGGAGGGACUGGUGCAGGGCUGCCCUUCCUCUUCCCAGCACGUGCAAUGUCUCCUGCCAGGGCAGAGCUCUGGGCUGAGCACUGAGCUCAUUGCUUAUGUUGAAAGUGUAAACUGUACAGCAAUCAGCCUUGUGUAUAUGAACCAAUAAAUACUAUGCAAACCCCUAGGGACACUCUAGCAGUAUGUACAAAGCACUAACAGCUCUGCUCUCAAAUACCUCUUCAGGCUGCAGGAUGGGCAAAGCCUUUGGAAUAUGUGAGCAGCUCUGGUGAAUGGAGCAGGAAGGCUAUAGGAGUGAGAGGGCAGCAGCCCACCCCUGACCUGUGCCACUCUGCCUGAGCCUGGCCCCUUCCUGGCCUGAAGAGGGUGGGCUACAGGUGCAGCCCCAUGGUCCAGCCCCAGUUUGUGUUAGCUCCAGCUGGGUUGAAGCUGUAGGCUUGUGUUGAGGUGCUUGGGGCCCAGGGAGGAUAUGCAGUGAGAGAGAGCAGUGGGUGCUUGUGCCACACAUGGGGUUGUGCCUAGCUCUACUCAGCACAAUAUCUGCUCAGGAGAUGAGCCAGGAGCAAGCAAUAGCCAGCAGCUGUGCAAUAUGCACCCCAGGCAAGGGCUUUGCAGGGUCCCUGGCCUCCCUGCAAUGGGGGGUUACAGCCCUGGAUACUCCAGGACCAAUCCCAGAGACAUGGGGCUGCUGCCCUGGUGGCUGCGUUUUCUCCAGGUGGAAUCUGCCAAGGCAGCAGCCUGAGCCCUGGGGGCUGGUGCAGCCUCAGACCAGCUGCUCCAGCCAGAGAGCAGUGCUGGGCAGAGCUGCCCAGGCAGCUCAAAGUCGGGCAGUAGAUUGAACUUGUAAUACUUGGCCCCAGAAGCGCAGGUGGCAUUUGGUCCCAGGUCCCUGACCUUGUCCUUUACCUAAGUGAUGUGGGGACCUGGUGUUCGUAGCACAGUGAUGUGGGGACCCCCUGCUCUUUCUCCUGGAAGUGGCCAUGGACCUGCUUUGCAGAGUCUGAAUUUGUUCUCUGUGGCCAGGUGCAGAACGAGCGCACCUCCAGCUUCAGGCCAUGUGAUGGUGGCCUUGGCAGGGCAGCCCUGCCUUUCAGUGGGUGCACGUGUGCUGGGAGAGCCCCUGACUGCCCUGUGGCCGAGAAGCCUCACUCCAGUGAAGCAACUGACCCAGCUUAGCCUUGGAGAGCAAAGCAGUCCCCUCCCCACCCCAAAGUUGAGCCAUAUAGGCACAGACUCUCCAUCCAUCACCCUUGCUGCGUACAAUAACCUCCCUAGACCCACUGCAACAGCUGACUCUGUAGCAUCACCCUAGAGUUGUGUGUGGGUCCAGUGCUUUGGCCUUGUGUAUGCCGUAGGGAAUGUGCUGUGCUGCGACUGUGCCAGGCACCUGCAGUGACAUUGCUUCGCGCUCAGAUUGCUUGUAGGGCUGGUAGGGGGAGGCUGCACCCAACAUUGAGCCUAGAGAAUGCUGCAGUCUGCACAUUAGAAGCUUUUUAGAAGUUUUAAAAAUAACUUUUAUUUUCUUUUUUUAAUUGUUAUGGAAACAAGCCUUUUGGAUCUUCCCGUCUUAGGCCCUGAUGUAUAGAUCAUUUCCCUGUACACCAGCUAUGAAUUAAUAAAUAAAUGAACACAAACAGCA
Molecule: messenger RNA, 8066 nt
Organism: Cinclus cinclus
Lineage: Eukaryota; Metazoa; Chordata; Aves; Passeriformes; Cinclidae
Gene: ANK1
Product: ankyrin 1
Exons: 44
Coding region: 16-5820 (1934 amino acids)
Biological process (GO): signal transduction
Molecular function (GO): protein binding
Source: RefSeq, a predicted model, not a curated record